AUGAGAUGCAAAAUUAUAGUUGUGGUCGGAAUAGGAGCUUUUGGUACUAACUUGGCGUACAAUGUUUCAAAAGCAGGACUGGACAUGGUAACAAAGCAAUUUGCUCUAGAACUCGGACAAUACCAGACAAGGGUAAACUCAGUCAAUCCUCAGCUUUUAAUGACGCCAAUGAUUAAAAAUCUAAAGGACGGAUUAUUGUUAGAAAAGGAUUUUAUUGCCAGGACACCUAUGGGUAGAAUUGCAAAGGUGGAGGAAAUCGUUGGGCCAAUAAUGUACCUUCUUAGUGACUAUUCAAGUAUGGUUAGUGGCCAGAUGCAUCCAGUUGAUGGGGGGCUUCUGUCCAAUAUAGCAGUUAAAGUAUAA
Molecule: messenger RNA, 363 nt
Organism: Mercenaria mercenaria
Lineage: Eukaryota; Metazoa; Mollusca; Bivalvia; Venerida; Veneridae
Product: L-xylulose reductase-like
Exons: 2
Coding region: 1-363 (120 amino acids)
Biological process (GO): glucose metabolic process; xylulose metabolic process
Molecular function (GO): carbonyl reductase (NADPH) activity; L-xylulose reductase (NADPH) activity
Source: RefSeq, a predicted model, not a curated record